This is a messenger RNA of Aspergillus aculeatinus CBS 121060, 549 nucleotides long. RefSeq lists its product as uncharacterized. Bases 1 to 549 code for a protein of 182 amino acids. NCBI's taxonomy places the organism in Eukaryota, Fungi, Ascomycota, Eurotiomycetes, Eurotiales, Aspergillaceae. The record is from RefSeq and is a predicted model, not a curated record. The transcript is spliced from 3 exons. Gene Ontology annotation, biological process: peptidyl-glutamate ADP-deribosylation.
AUGGAGCCGGAAUAUGGCCAAGGACGUAUCCUGGAGAUAGAAGGCAAUCUAUUCGAUGCCCCCGAUGGAGCGGCACUGAUCCACGCUUGCAACUGUCAAGGCCAUUGGGGCAAGGGGAUUGCUAGAAAGUUCCGAGACAGAGUUACUCACUGUCAAGACUACAAUACGCUCAACACAGAAGUGGUCGUCACAGGCGAGACAGGUCCGCGCCGUCUCCGCUUGCCCGAAGGCACUGCGCUCAUCAUCCCGCCCCAGCACGGCGACUACGAGCCCAGCGGCGGGCAUCAGCACUGGAUCAUCUGCCUCUUCACGUCCUUCAACCAUGGAAGAGCCCUCUCGCCGGUCGACAUUCUGCUGGGAAACACUGAACUUGCGGUCGCAGACCUGAAGAAACAGCUCGAUGAACUCCGUGACGAGGGGAUCGAUUUGGGGCGGCUCUGGUCGUGUCAGUUCAACUCGGGCUUGUUCGAAGUGGAUUGGGCUCAUUCGAGAGAUAUUCUGCUGAGAUCCGGGCUGGAGGUCACUGUUGUCAGACAGCCUCAGCCGUGA